AUGAAAGACCCCAACACCAAACAGCUUCGCUUCCUGGUUAUUGGCGCUGGCUCUCGCGGAAAUGCCUAUGCCCGCGCCGUGACCACCGCAACGACGGGUGUCAUCCACGCCGUCGCCGAGCCGCACGCUUUUAAACGCCGUGAGUUUGGUCGCAACUACAUAUGGGAGACAGCUCCGAGUCCCGGGCAGGAGUUCGCAGACUGGCGUGAAUGGAUCGCAUGGGAAAUCAAGCGGCGAAACUCACAUGGCACAGACACUGUCGGUGUGGAUGGUGUCUUCAUUUGCACACUGGAUGAAACACACGUGGAGAUUGUCCGGGCUCUUGCUCCGUUGAAACUCCAUAUUCUCUGCGAGAAACCCCUUGCUCUCUCGCUGGAUGAUUGUUUGACGGUGUAUCGUACGCUCCAACCUCCUCAAGGCUCAACGAUAACACCUCCCACGAACAUAUUUUCUAUUGGCCACGUCCUUCGCUAUAGUCCGCAUAAUAUACUCUUGCGGAAACUCCUGGCAGAUCGCGUGAUUGGCGAUAUAGUCUCCCUUGAGCAUUGCGAGCCUGUCGGGUGGUGGCACUUCUCGCAUAGCUAUGUCCGCGGCAACUGGCGACGAGCUACGGCGGCGGGGGAUGGGUCGCUCCUCACCAAAUCCUGCCAUGAUAUCGAUUUCAUAAUGUGGUUGCUGUGCUCCCCGCCUACUGCUGAGGUAGGUACAAACCCAGCUCAUCGGCCACAUUUCCCGCGCUCGAUCUCCUCGACUGGAACCAUGACACAGUUCCGGAAAAAGCGCAAACCUGUCGCUGCUGGCGAUGCUACAAAUUGUCUUUCGUGUCCCACGGAGCGUGAUUGUAGUUACAGCGCCGUGAGGAUUUAUAAUGAUCGCCACCUGGCGCAAGGUCACGCAGACUGGCCUGUUAACAUCGUAUGUCCGGACAUCGAGGAUGUCUUCCGUGCACAGGGCGGCAAAGCUGCGGAGUCAUUGCUUCUUUCCCGCCUCGGUGAAGACUACGAUCGAAACACGGUAGCCGAUGAAACCAUCGCCUCGCGCCCCUGGUAUGGGCGCUGUGUUUAUGAGGCUGACAAUGAUGUCUGUGACGACCAGGUGGUGACGCUCGCCUGGGAUGAUGAAGAAACAGCACCGCACCGAUUUGCUAAAACGGCCUCGUUCCACAUGAUAGCUCCUACUGAAAAGCAAUGCGAGCGACGGGGACGUGUUUAUGGCACAGCCGGGGAGAUCGCCUAUGAUAGUCACUCGAUCUCGAUAUACGAUUUCGCCACAGGGAAGACUUCUGUCAUCGAUGUGCCAAAGCCACCGCCCGAUCAGAAGGAAUCACAUGGCGGUGGAGAUUACGGUCUUGCGAGACAGUUCGUCAAUGCUGUCGAGGCAGUUGAGAACGGUGGGUUGGAUGUUGAGACCGCGCAGGCGCGGUUCGUCGGAUGUUCCCUCGAGGAAGCGGUUCGCAGUCACGCAGUUGUGUUUGCUGCCGAGGAGGCUAGAAGAGAGGAAAAGGUCGUUCAAUGGGACACUUGGUGGAGUGACAAAUUGAAGACUUCCGCUGCUACAUGGAAUAUGUGA
This is a messenger RNA of Penicillium brevicompactum, 1569 nucleotides long. Its product is annotated as Gfo/Idh/MocA family protein. The record is from RefSeq and is a predicted model, not a curated record. The transcript has a single exon. Gene Ontology annotation, molecular function: nucleotide binding. Bases 1 to 1569 code for a protein of 522 amino acids. NCBI's taxonomy places the organism in Eukaryota, Fungi, Ascomycota, Eurotiomycetes, Eurotiales, Aspergillaceae.